UCACAUUGAUCAAACAACAACAUGGCAGGAUCCUAGGAAGGCCAUGCUCUCCCAGAUGAAUGUUACAGCUCCCACUAGUCCUUCUGUGCAGCAGAACAUCAUGAACUCAGCAUCAGGCCCACUCCCCGAUGGAUGGGAACAAGCUAUGACCCAGGAUGGAGAAAUUUACUACAUAAACCAUAAGAACAAGACCACAUCUUGGCUAGACCCAAGGCUUGACCCACGCUUUGCUAUGAAUCAGCGAAUCAGCCAAAGUGCUCCAGUGAAACAGCCACCUCCUCUGGCUCCUCAGAGUCCCCAGGGUGGUGUGAUGGGUGGGAGUAGCUCCAAUCAGCAGCAACAGAUGAGACUUCAGCAGCUACAGAUGGAGAAAGAAAGGCUGAGACUGAAGCAUCAAGAACUGCUUCGGCAGGCAUUGCGGAAUAUCAAUCCCAGCACAGCAAAUUCUCCAAAACAUCAGGAAUUGGCUCUCCGUAGCCAGCUUCCAACAAUGGAACAAGACGGUGGAUCUCAAAACCCCGUGUCAUCUCCUGGAAUGUCUCAGGAACUGAGAACAAUGACUACAAAUAGUUCUGAUCCCUUUCUUAACAGUGGAACAUAUCACUCCAGAGAUGAAAGCACAGAUAGUGGACUUAGCAUGAGCAGUUACAGUGUACCCAGAACCCCAGAUGACUUCCUGAACAGUGUUGAUGAGAUGGAUACAGGUGACAGUAUCGGCCAAAGUAACAUACCAUCCCAUCAGAACCGUUUCCCAGACUACCUUGAAGCCAUUCCAGGGACAAAUGUGGACCUUGGGACACUGGAAGGAGAUGGGAUGAAUAUAGAAGGAGAAGAACUGAUGCCAAGUCUGCAAGAGGCUUUGAGCUCUGACAUCCUUAAUGACAUGGAAUCUGUCUUGGCAGCCACCAAGCUAGAUAAAGAGAGUUUUCUUACUUGGUUAUAGGGGCCUCAGGGAGACUGAAUUCUAAGUCUGUGAAGGAUCUAAGGAGAUUAGGACAUCUGUAUCUGAAGUUCAGAAAAAGCCAGUGUGGCACACUUUGGCUUAUGUUCAGAAAAAGUAAAUGAACAAAUAUUCAACAAGA
This is a messenger RNA of Empidonax traillii (willow flycatcher), 1082 nucleotides long. RefSeq names its product Yes associated protein 1 (gene YAP1). The transcript has 7 exons. NCBI's taxonomy places the organism in Eukaryota, Metazoa, Chordata, Aves, Passeriformes, Tyrannidae. Bases 44 to 943 code for a protein of 299 amino acids. Gene Ontology annotation, molecular function: transcription corepressor activity; transcription coactivator activity; protein binding. Gene Ontology annotation, cellular component: nucleus; cytoplasm. The record is from RefSeq and is a predicted model, not a curated record. Gene Ontology annotation, biological process: positive regulation of transcription by RNA polymerase II; hippo signaling.